Messenger RNA from Dendrobium catenatum, 4111 nucleotides. RefSeq names its product protein transport protein SEC16B homolog. Bases 581 to 4111 code for a protein of 1176 amino acids. The transcript is spliced from 8 exons. The record is from RefSeq and is a predicted model, not a curated record. NCBI's taxonomy places the organism in Eukaryota, Viridiplantae, Streptophyta, Magnoliopsida, Asparagales, Orchidaceae. Gene Ontology annotation, cellular component: ER to Golgi transport vesicle membrane; endoplasmic reticulum exit site. Gene Ontology annotation, biological process: COPII vesicle coat assembly; autophagy; Golgi organization.
AAUUUCAUUAUUUUUAUUUCCAACGUCUCUUACAAAUCUGAUCAUUCAGUGGUAGGGUACCUAAUGAAACCCGUCAUUUACGGCAAUCUCGUAUUGCUGCAGCAGUGAGAAGCGAAGAAGCCACGAAUUUGAGAGAAUGCAGGGGAGAGAUAGGGAUGGAGGAGAUUCAACAACAUUGAUGGGGUGCUGAAAUCACUUUGUUACCGCUGUCUCUAAUCCGGCUCCACACCCACUUCCCCUCUUCGAAGUCAGUAAAUUGUUCCUUUGUUAGCCAUCGACUUUAUUUCUCUAUCAUUCUCAGCAAACAAGCCGUAAAUGUUCCUUUUAUGGCCAUCUCGAUCACACUCGUCGUCAAUUGUCCGGGAUCCUACCUCCAUCGAUACAGUUUCCAAGUGCCGUGCGAUAGAGCGCGCAAUUUCGUGGUCGGACUACUGUGAUCUGCUAGGGUUUCCUGGGGUCAAUCGAUUUUUGGGGUCAGUGAGCGUUUGGUUGAAUCCUUGGGAGUAUCCUUUUAGUUACUGUCUUUUAUUUUCAGUGAGGAGGAAGUUGUGAUCUUGUAAGCUCUUGUUUCUGCGAUACCAUGUCAUCUUCUUCUCCUCCGUUACAGGCGGACCAGACGGACGACGAGUUCUUUAGUAAGCUCGUAGAUAGCGAUUAUGAAGCUGGCCAAUCUCACUCGAAUGAAGAAGACAUGGUUAGGGCCAUGUCGAAUUUUAGUCUUGGGGAGGUGGAGGAUUCUGGGUCUGCGUCUGAAGUGAAUGGCCAAAAGGAUAACCAAUGUUUGAGCUUUUCAGAGGCUACCAAGAAUGAUGCUUCCGUUGGAGGCCAAUCUGAAGGUUUGACCGAAGGGGCAGCUAUUGGUGCUGGGGCGAGUUUUAAGGAGAUACAGUGGAGUGCCUUCAAUUCCCAGCAGUUUGGACUGGGUGAUUUUGAAUCUGAUUUAUUUAUGGGGAGUGGUUUUGGUAGUUUUGUUAACUCAAAAGAAUUUUCUGACUCUGAAUCAACCUUAAUAGAAAACACAACCGAAAAUUUGAGCUCGCAUGUUGAUUCCUAUGAACAACAAUAUGCUCAAGUUUAUAGCUCUAUCAGUGAACAAAGUGCAGGUUUGACAGAAGUGAAGAACUGGGAAAAUAUUUACCCUGACAGGAAGUACGAGACAAUUACUCGGCUAUGUUACCAGCUAGAUGAUAAUAAUGCUACUGCACCUAGCCAAUCUGAUAAUUUCAUAACAACGAGUGCAAAUACCCAUGAGAGUAGUGAAGUUAAAAGUCAGAAUGCAUUUGGAGGGUCAGUAUCAGAGAGAUCAGAUAUUGUGAAUCUUCAGCAGACUAGUCAUACACUUUUAGAAACCAUAUCUGAAGAGAGCAGCGUCCUAAAGAGUGGGAAUCAGGUUUCUCAAGAUAACCAAGACUACCCUCCUAAUAUGGUGUUUGAUCCUCGAUAUCCAGAAUGGUAUUAUGACACAAUCACACAAAUGUGGUAUACUCUUGAGUCAUAUAAUCAUGCCCUUCAUGAUGCUUCAAAUUCAUCUCAAGUCCCUUUCAAUAACAAUGCGAAUGCUUUAGCUAAAAUUCAGGAUGCCUUUGAAGGAUCGAUAUCAGAGAUAUCAACUGUUGUGAAUCUUCCGAAAAGUAGUCACCCAGUUAUAGAAACCAUAUCUGAGGAGGGCUGUGUCUUAAACAGUCGGAAUCAAUUCCCCCCUAAUAUGGUGUUUGAUCCCCAAUAUCCUGAAUGGUAUUAUGACACAAUCACAAAAAAGUGGUAUACUAUUGAGUCAUAUAAUUAUGCCAUUCAUAAUGCUUCAAAUGUAAUUCAAGACCAACUUGCUACCAAUGUGAGUUUAGAUGAAGCUCAGCAUGCCUUUGAAGGAUCAUUGCUGGAGACCUCAGAUGCUGUGAAUGUUCAACAGACUAGUCAGCAAGCUUUAGAAACCAUUACUGAAGAGAGCAGUAUCUUUAACAGUAGUAAACAGGUUCUUCAAGAUAGCAUAUACUACCCUCCUAAUAUGGUGUUUGAUCCUCAAUACCCAGAAUGGUAUUAUGACAAAAACACACUAAUGUGGUACACUCUCGAGUCAUAUAAUCACUCCCUUCAGGAUGCUACAGAUGCAACUCAAGGCCUGCUGACUACCAAUGAGAACUCUUUAGCUGGGUUGAACAUAGACGAUUCCCACCUCUCAUAUGGCAGCCACGCUCAAUUUGGACAAUACACAAUGCUGGAGCGAAGUAGUCAAAAAAGUCAUUUGAAUGCAUCUGAAAGUUGCUUUGGAAAACAGAGCAUGUGGCAGGAGAAGAAUGGUCAGGAAGGUCAUCUGAAUACAUCUGGCGGUGGAUAUGGUCUUACAGGCUUGUGGCAGGAGCAAACUAUUAAAGAAAGUCAUUCUAAAGCAUCUGGUAGUUAUGAUAAGCAGAAAAUGUGGCAGCCAAAAUUUCUCACUAAAAAUGGAGAUGUAGCUACUUCUUUGAAUAAUCAGCUGAUGGGGAGCUUUUAUAGUUCACUGGAAUAUACUGGAAGCCAUUCAGAUAAGCAAUUAGAUCCUAUCCAUUUAGAACCCAUGGUGAAGCAUAAGAUUGGCAGAAGUAACAUGACUGUUGCUCAGGGAUAUGUUACUUCAGAAAGCAUGCACCAUGUUAAUCAACCUAACAUGGAACAGAGCCUUCAGGCAUAUUUAUCUAACAAUAACUAUGGCACUGAAAGCUCUAUGCACUAUACUAACCAAUCAUUUCAUGGUGCAAAUCCAUCUUAUUCACAGUUUUCAUAUAAUCAUAAUGAUGGGAGAUCAACAGCUGGACGGCCUCCACAUGCAUUAGUUACUUUUGUAUUUGGUGGAAGGCUUCUAGUCAUGAAAGAUGCCAGCUUUCCAAGUUCAAGUUUUGUUUCUGGAAGUCAGGGAACUGUAGGAGGUGUAGUGUCGAUUCAUAGCUUAGUGGAUGUUGUGAUGACAAAAGCAGACUUUUGGAACACUUCUGCUGGAUGCUUUGGUUACUUCCAUACUUUGUGCCAGGAAUCCUUUCCUGGGCCUCUUGUCGGUGGGAAUGCUGCUUCUAAAGAUAUAAAUAAAUGGAUAAAUGACAAGAUAUCGAGUAGUGAAUCUUCAAGCUCAUUUUUCCAAAAUGGUUUACUCUUAUGGUUGCUUCUUUCUUUACUGAAAAUAUUGUGUCAACAUUAUGGCAAACUUCGAUCUCCAUAUGGUGCCGAACCAUCACAUGAGGGAAGCAAUGGUCCGGAGUCUGCAGUCUCUAAGCUGUUUGCAUCUGUUAAAAGAAAAGAUACUUCUUUUGGAGGUGGUUAUUCCUUGCAUUGCAUGAAAAGUCCACUCCCUGAAGGAAAUAUAAGGGCUACUGCCAGUGAGGUGCAAAAUCUGUUGGUUUCUGGAAGAAGAAAAGAGGCACUCCAACGUGCACAAGAAGGUCGCUUGUGGGGUACUGCUGUUGUUCUUGCAGCACAGCUUGGUGAGCAGUUCUAUAUGGACACUGUAAAACAAAUGGCACUUCAGCAGUUCGUAUGUGGUUCACCAUUAAGAACAUUAUACCUACUUAUUGCUGGGCAACCUGCAGAUGUGUUUUCUUCAGAUAGCUUCUCCAGUGGCUCAUCCGUUACUGCUAGUGGACCAUACCAGUCUUUUGAGGUUAUUCCGAAUGGCUUGUUAGAUGAUUGGCAUGAAAAUAUAGCAAUAAUUGCCUCAAACAGAACAAAGGAUGAUGAGCUCGUCAUUAUUCACCUUGGAGAUUGUCUAUGGAAGGAGAGAGGAGAGGUAGCUGCUGCACACGCCUGCUACUUGCUUGCAGAAGUAAACUUCGAGCCAUACUCUGACAGUGCAAGGCUCUGUCUUAUUGGUGCAGAUCACUGGAAAAAUACUCGGACAUAUGCUUGUCCUGAUUCCAUUCAGGUAAAUCGUUCCCACCCAUUUUUGAGCGAGAACUGUUUACACCGCUCCAAAGUUUACUUGACCACCGCCAAUGGCCACCAUCUCCAUAGCUCGCCGCCGCCGCUCCUCGGCCGCCCCCGCCACCCUCGUCCCUUCUCUUCGCUACUCUCAGCUCGCCUCCAACCACUAGUCACUGCGCGCCGCCUAUCGCUGCCGUACAUCACCUCCGCCGACAGUUGCUAG